Molecule: messenger RNA, 1605 nt
Organism: Diaporthe batatas
Lineage: Eukaryota; Fungi; Ascomycota; Sordariomycetes; Diaporthales; Diaporthaceae
Exons: 3
Coding region: 1-1605 (534 amino acids)
Biological process (GO): transmembrane transport
Cellular component (GO): plasma membrane
Molecular function (GO): transmembrane transporter activity
Source: RefSeq, a predicted model, not a curated record
AUGCAGCAGCAAGGAUACCCGCCCCAGGGGUAUCCCCCUCCCCAAGGAUAUCCUCCUCAGGACUACUCGCAGCAGCAGCAGCAAUAUCCUCCCCAAGGAUAUGGUCCACCUCCGCCUCAAGAUCAGCAGUAUGCUUAUUCCCAGCCGCCGCCGCCCCCCAAUAACAACGGCUAUAACAACGGCUAUGGCGACGACAAGGUCCCCUUCGAGCAGGCCUUCAAGAUCGAGAAGCCAAAGUACAAUGAUAUCUGGGCCGGCGUCCUAUUUGUGCUUACCAUGGCUGGCUACGUCGUCGUUUCUGGCAUCGCCAUCCAGGGCUACGCCGCCACUCGAGGCGCCAACGGCACCGGAAUCUACAAUGGCAACAGCCGAGAUAUCAGCAUCAACACCAACACCCUCUUGCUAUUCGUCUUCUGCCUAUGCGUCGCUAUCGUCUUCAGCUAUGGCUACGUUAUGCUGGCUCGGGCUUUUCCAAAGCAGCUCAUCUGGACCACUGGCAUCUUGAAUAUCGUCUGGGGCCUCGGAACUGCUAUUUACAUGCUGUACAGGAAAUACUACGCCGGAGGCAUCGUCUUCCUCAUUUUUGUCGUCUUCCUAAUCUUCGCCUUCAUUUCCUGGAUCCCUCGCAUACCAUUCAGUGCGCUCAUGCUACGCACCGUUAUCAACGUCGCUAACCACCACGGCCACGUCUACAUGGUCAGCUUCACUGGAGGCCUCAUCGGUGCCGCCUUUGCAGCCUGGUUUGCAGUCACUUUUGUGGCUGUAUAUGUCAAAUUCGCGCCGAGCAACGACAAUCCCGCCUGUCGCACCGGCGCAAGUGGCUGCAGCUACGCCAAAGUCGGUGGCCUCAUAGCCUUCAUUACCUUCUGCUCGUACUGGUUCUCGGAGUGGCUGAAGAAUACCAUCCACACUACUGUUUCAGGCGUCUAUGGAUCCUGGUACUUCAACUCGCGUGCCUACCCAACCGGAGUCACUCGCGGCGCGUUGAGGCGGUCUCUGACCUACAGCUUUGGGUCCAUCAGCCUGGGUAGUCUCAUCGUUGCGAUCGUCAAUUUCCUCAGGAUGCUGGCCCAGACGGCCCGUGACCAGAGCGGACAGUCGGGAGACAUGAUCGCCUACAUCUUCUUCUGCGUCCUCAGCUGCCUCAUCUCCCUCCUCCAAUGGGUAAUCGAGUUUGUCAAUCGAUAUGCAUUCUCGCACAUUGCCCUUUACGGCCGUCCUUACUUCCAGUCGGCCAAGGACACCUGGAAGAUGAUCAAGGACCGUGGCAUUGAUGCACUUGUUAACGAAUGCCUCAUUGGGCCUGUCUUCUCUUUUGGCGCCACGUUCAUUGGUUUUGCCACCGCCCUGCUGGCCUUCCUGUACCUGGAGUUCACGGACCCGGCCUACAACUCAAACGGUCAAUACACAGUGGUCAUCGUUGCCUUUGCAUUCCUCAUCGGUCUGCAGAUCUGCAACAUCUUCACCACCCCGCUGUCCAGCGGCAUUGACACGAUAUUUGUGGCGUCGGCCUGGGACCCGGAGGUGAUGAUCCGCGACCACGGCGACCUUUACCACCAGAUGGUCCAGGUCUACCCACAUGUGCAGCAGGCUAUCCACGCCUGA